CAGUUUGGCUUGUUUAGAUCUAAUUGGUUCAUCUCAGCAGGAGGAGCCUGAGUGCCGUAUGUGGACCCAAUGUGCACCCUUUCUGGAGUAUGAAGCGCAGCAGCAGCAGGUUUAGAUGGAGUGUGUGUUGACCUGGUGAGUGUACGCCUGGUGUGUGCCUUUCAGUCAGAGGAUGCAGCAGGUGUAAACGUAGUGCGUGUGUGGACUUGGCAUGUCGCUCUCAGCAGGAGGAGCUGCAGCAGCGGUCUCUCUGGCACUCAGUGAAGCCACAGAUUGUCUAAUUAGAUUAAGCGAGGCUUUCCUCAGAUAAUCAUUCAGCCAGCUCCUGUUUUUUCCUCCGAUAAAGAGAGCUGUUUGAAACUGCGAGCUUGCUGAAGGUCACACUGAAAAGGGACCAGUUUGGGUAGUAAACUGGGGUCUUGGUGGUGUUCUGCAGCCUGCCCGCUGAGGAGCUGUCUCCGGGUUAUGGGCUGUUUCUGGACCUGUGAGUGUGUCGCUGCUCACAGUAAUCGGACCACCACUAAUACCUGCUGCUGCUAACAGGAGGUGAUGGGGGAAGUUUCUCAGUCACAGAGUCCCUGUCAGGCUACAUCUGCACCUCAGGCCUACCACUGAGUCUGUUUUUGAGAAGGCCUCUGCUGAGUCCCCAAGAAAGGAAAAAUGACCAACAACUCUUUUAGUGGGUCCAAAUAUGUCCGACGUGGCGAGGCCAACCACGAUGCAGAGUUCAGCUGCUCAGUCCAGGAGCUGCGCUCCCUCAUGGAACUUAGAGGAGAGGAGGCAGUCACUAGAAUCCAGGAAUCUUAUAGUGACGUUAAUGGACUGUGUGCCCGGCUGAGGACGUCACCUGUUGAUGGUUUAGAUGGAAAAUCGGAAGAUAUCGACAGAAGGAAAGAGGUGUUUGGACUUAACAUCAUCCCUCCAAAGAAGCCAAAAACCUUUUUGCAGUUAGUGUGGGAAGCCCUGCAGGAUGUCACGCUCAUCAUCCUGGAGGUGGCAGCCAUCAUUUCACUAGGCCUUUCUUUCUAUCACCCACCAGAUGCUGAGAGACAGAACUGUGGCAGUGCAGCUGGCGGUGUGGACGAUGAGAGCGAGGCAGAGGCUGGAUGGAUCGAAGGCGCUGCCAUCCUCUUGUCUGUGGUGUGUGUGGUGCUAGUGACGGCCUUCAAUGACUGGAGCAAAGAGAAGCAGUUCCGUGGCCUCCAGAACCGCAUCGAGCAGGAGCAGAAGUUCACGGUGGUUCGAGGGGGGCAGGUGAUCCAGAUCAAAGUGUCCGAGAUUGUGGUUGGUGACAUUGCGCAAGUCAAAUAUGGUGACCUCCUCCCUGCUGACGGUGUCCUGAUUCAGGGCAACGAUCUGAAGAUUGAUGAGAGUUCUCUAACCGGAGAGUCAGAUCAUGUCAAGAAGAACCUUGACAAAGACCCCAUGCUGCUGUCAGGUACCCAUGUGAUGGAAGGCUCUGGCAAGAUGGUGGUCACUGCUGUGGGUGUGAACUCUCAGAGUGGAAUAAUCUUCACCCUGCUUGGUGCUGGUGAUGAAGGUGACAACGAGGACAAGAAAGACAAGAAAAAAGAGGAACACAAAAGGAAAGAUUCAAAGGGGAAGAAAAGCAAAAAAGAAGACAAAGGCAAGAAAGGAGAAAAGAAGGACGGAGCCUCUGUGGAGAUGCAGCCACUCAAUGGUGAGGGAGAACCAGAGAAGAAGAAAAAACACAUUGCAAAGAAAGAGAAAUCCGUCCUCCAGGGGAAGCUAACUAAGCUGGCUGUGCAGAUCGGCAAAGCAGGUCUGUUCAUGUCGACUCUCACUGUCAUCAUCCUCAUCACUCGCUUCCUGAUCGAUACAUUCUGCAUUCAGGGGAUUGUGUGGAUCCCCGAGUGUGUGCCCAUCUACAUACAAUUUCUGGUCAAGUUCUUCAUAAUUGGUGUGACGGUCCUCGUGGUAGCUGUACCUGAAGGCCUCCCUUUGGCCGUCACCAUCUCCCUAGCCUAUUCAGUCAAGAAAAUGAUGAAGGACAACAACCUGGUCCGCCACCUGGAUGCCUGUGAGACAAUGGGCAAUGCCACUGCCAUCUGCUCUGAUAAAACGGGCACACUGACUAUGAACCGCAUGACAGUGGUGCAGGCCUACAUUGGGGAACGCUACUACAAAAAGGUGCCAGAGCCAGACCUUAUCCCUCCCAAAAUCCUGGACCUGCUUGUCCUGGGCAUCGGGGUCAACUGCGCCUACACCACUAAGAUUAUGCCUCCAGAGAGGGAUGGUGGACUCCCUCGCCAGGUGGGAAACAAGACUGAAUGUGCCUUACUGGGAUUCACCCUCGACCUGCGCCGAGACUAUCAGGCCAUUCGCAACGAAAUCCCCGAGGAGAAACUGUUUAAGGUCUAUACCUUCAACUCUGUGAGAAAAUCCAUGAGCACUGUGCUAAAGAACCAUGAUGGCAGCUACCGAAUGUUCAGCAAGGGUGCCUCUGAGAUCCUGCUUAAGAAAUGUUGUAAGAUCUUGACGGCCAGUGGUGAUGUCAAAGUCUUCAAACAUCGCGACCGAGAUGAUCUGGUUAAAAAGGUGGUUGAGCCAAUGGCGUCUGAGGGACUGAGGACCAUCUGCCUCGCCUACAGAGAUUUUCCUGUGUCUGAUGGAGAGCCUGACUGGGACAAUGAAGCCCAUAUACUAACAGGUCUCACAUGCAUCGCUGUAGUUGGCAUUGAGGACCCAGUACGACCUGAGGUUCCAGAAGCCAUCAGAAAGUGCCAGCGGGCUGGAAUCACUGUUCGCAUGGUGACUGGAGACAAUAUCAAUACUGCCCGUGCAAUUGCCAUUAAAUGUGGCAUUUUGCAUCCUGGAGAUGAUUUCCUGUGUUUGGAGGGCAAAGAGUUCAACCGACGUAUUCACAAUGAAAUGGGGGAGAUUGAGCAGGAGCGUCUUGAUAAGAUUUGGCCCAAGCUCCGGGUCCUAGCUCGAUCAUCUCCAACGGACAAACACACUUUGGUCAAAGGAAUUAUUGACAGCACAGUCUUUGAGCAGAGGCAGGUUGUUGCAGUAACUGGAGAUGGAACAAAUGAUGGUCCUGCCCUAAAAAAAGCAGAUGUUGGCUUUGCUAUGGGCAUCGCAGGGACGGAUGUGGCUAAGGAGGCGUCUGACAUCAUCCUGACAGACGAUAAUUUCAGCAGCAUCGUUAAGGCUGUUAUGUGGGGCAGGAAUGUCUAUGACAGCAUAUCUAAAUUCUUGCAGUUCCAGCUCACCGUCAAUGUGGUUGCUGUCAUUGUGGCCUUUACCGGAGCCUGCAUCACCCAGGACUCUCCUCUGAAAGCUGUGCAGAUGUUAUGGGUGAACCUCAUCAUGGACACAUUCGCUUCGCUGGCCCUUGCCACGGAGCCACCGACUGAGGCACUGCUGCUCAGGAACCCAUACGGCCGCAAGAAGCCGCUCAUCUCCCGCACCAUGAUGAAGAACAUUCUGGGACAUGGCGUCUACCAGCUGACCAUAAUCUUCACCCUACUCUUUGCUGGUGAGACGCUGUUUGACAUCGACAGUGGCAGGAAUGCCCCGCUUCACGCCCCGCCCUCUGAGCACUAUACCAUCGUGUUCAAUACUUUUGUCCUCAUGCAGAUCUUCAAUGAGUUCAAUGCCCGAAAAAUCCAUGGAGAGAGAAACGUUUUUGAGGGUGUCUUCAGAAACCCCAUCUUCUGCUCCAUCAUCUUUGGAACCUUCGUCACACAGUUCAUAAUUGUACAGUUUGGAGGUAAACCUUUUAGCUGUGUGGAUCUAACCCUUGAGCAAUGGCUUUGGUGCAUCUUCUUGGGCCUCGGCAGUCUGCUGUGGGGACAGUUGGUGUCAAGUGUCCCGACAAAGUGGCUGAAGUUUCUGAAGACAGCAGGUCAUGCCACACUGCAGGAAGAGAUCCCUGAUGGGUCCGAUGAGGGUAAUGAUGUGGUUGACCAUGGAGACCUUGAGCUAAACAAAGGUCACAUCCUGUGGUGCCGCGGCCUGAGCCGCAUCCAGACGCAGAUCCGUGUGGUGAAGGCCUUCAGGGACAGCGUGUCUCCCUAUGAAGGUCUGGAGACACCUGAAUCUCGCAGUUCCAUUCACAACUUCAUGAAUCAUCCCGAGUUCCGUAUUGAAGACUCAGAACCUCAGAUCCCCCUCAUCGAUGAAAAUGAGAGUGAGGAUGAUCCCCCUACCAAACGAAACUCUAUUUUCAUCCCACCGCCACUUACUGGAUUGUCCAGCCAGCCACCUCUCCCCUUCACCCCCAACGAGAACAACAACGCCUUGGACCGUGUCAUCCCGUUACAUAAGGACAUCUCCAGGUCUGCACUGGUCCCUCCCAACUCAGCAGGACUACCACCCUGUCCAGGAAGCCCCUUGCACAGUCUGGAAACCUCACUCUGAAGCCCCUCCCCCUUACCUGAACACUUCCUGUUACUAAAGUAUGUUCGUACUGUGUUUUUUAUGGUGAGAAUUCUGGUUCUUCUGGGAGCCGUGGAAGGGAAAUGAAUUAAAAAGAGACUCACCCAAUUGUUUCUCCCCAGGAGUUCAUCUGCAGAAAUGUUUCCAGAUGUGCUUUUGUUCAGUGACGGCGACUCACACAGACUGUUUCCUUUUUUAAUAGAAAUGAACUUCUUGUUACUUAGGAGAAUGUUGUUUGUGCAGGGAACAAUCAGUAAUCAGUUCUGAUGUGUACAUAUUCUGUUAAUGUAGUUUUAAAUGUGGGAUGUUUCAGUUUUUCAGCAGACCAGCUGAUGGGAGCCGGUAGUGAUGGUUCAUGUUAGUUUUUUGUUGAGGAUCAGUCACUGAAAUGUUUAGUAUUUUGUGUUGUAGAGAGAAAGUUUUGAGGGAGGUGUUUAAUGUUGAAUUUUAUUUUAGUGUGGUUUUAGAUUGAAAAAGUUCAAAAAAAAAGUUAUUAAAAGUUUCAAAAAAUAGACUUUGAGAGCUGGAUAACUUUGGUAAAGCAUUACAUCAGAGAAAAGAAGAGUUGUAGCAGUUAUCAAGUAUUUUCACGAUGAAGUCACUGCAUUAUAGAGCCUUCCAGUCUCAGGCUUUACUUCACACACAUUUCCCAAGAUGCGCUGUUAGACAGCAUGUGACAGCACAACACUGAAAUAUCGUCAUCAUUUUUCAUCUAUGUGUCAAAAUUUAACAAACAAAAAGUGGGAUUAAAAAAAGGUAAUGCUACUGAAAUAUG
Oreochromis aureus is the source of this 5179-nucleotide messenger RNA. RefSeq names its product plasma membrane calcium-transporting ATPase 1-like. The record is from RefSeq and is a predicted model, not a curated record. Gene Ontology annotation, cellular component: membrane; intracellular membrane-bounded organelle. Gene Ontology annotation, biological process: calcium ion transmembrane transport; regulation of cytosolic calcium ion concentration. Gene Ontology annotation, molecular function: ATP binding; ATP hydrolysis activity; P-type calcium transporter activity. The coding region runs from base 661 to 4386 and encodes 1241 amino acids. Lineage: Eukaryota; Metazoa; Chordata; Actinopteri; Cichliformes; Cichlidae. The transcript has 21 exons.